UAGUGCUUUUUAAAGUUUAAAACUUUACUGCUAAACUCAGAAAAAAAUAUAAGGUAUGAUUCUUUCGAUUGUAUCUAUUCUUUUUGCUGGAUAUCUGGCCUCCUGUAGCAGGGGAUCUGUUUCUGCAGAAACAACUGCUGUACUUCUAGGAGGUAGCUAUGGUGGUAAAACUGAAUCAUAUCCCUGUGAUGUGGCAAUAGAAAAUAUUGGUGUUCUAUAUAGACUAGGAGCUGCAGUUCUGAAUGGACAGAUUGUUUACUGCGGGGGGGGAGAAGAUGCUGGUGUUGGUGAAGUCCACAGAAACUGCUUCAAGAAUGAGGGAAUGGACUGGAUAGAGUUUGAAAGUAUGAAUGUGGCUAGAUCAGACUUUACCCUGACUACAUUAGGAGACAAGAUACUUGCUGCAGGAGGAGAUACUCCACAGGGGAAAACUGCUACUGUGGAGGUGUUUGAUGGAUCCUCCUGGAAGCUUCAAAACUAUGAAUUAACAUCUGCAAGAUCUGGUCACUGUGCUGUUCCUAUCGGUGAGAGUCAAGUGAUGCUGAUUGGAGGAUAUGAUGGUACCAUGUUAUCUCUUGUUGAAGUCUACAGUAUUGAAGAGGGAUUCAUUGCAGAGCUUCCAUCAAUGCCAACUAAAAGGUAUGGACUGGCAUGCAGCAUGUUUAAUGGAGAAAUAUGGACAGCUGGAGGAAGAAGGGGUGGAUCUUAUCUAGAUGUUGUAGAAAUCCUCACACCGUUUACAAACACCUGGAGGACUGGUCCUAAGCUGACCAGGGAGAGAUGGUAUCUAACAAUGGAGGUGUUGGACAACAGCCUGGUAGUAUUUGGAGGGUACGGAUAUGAAGGAGGUGCAGACAGCCUGGAGAUCCUUGAGGGAGAAGAUUGGAGGGAGGAACCUCUGCAAUAUGGACAUUGUUGGCAUGCCUCUGUAUCAAUUCCUUGUAAUUGAUACAGAGAUGUAUGUUCAUUCUAUUGUAACCUAAUUAAUAAUUUGAUUUAAAAUAUUGUCUUUUCUAAAAAUAAAUUGGAUUUAAUGCAGCAA
Eurytemora carolleeae is the source of this 1042-nucleotide messenger RNA. Its product is annotated as ring canal kelch homolog. The transcript has 10 exons. Gene Ontology annotation, molecular function: protein binding. The record is from RefSeq and is a predicted model, not a curated record. Lineage: Eukaryota; Metazoa; Arthropoda; Copepoda; Calanoida; Temoridae. The coding region runs from base 56 to 949 and encodes 297 amino acids.